CACUGAGACUGAUCAGAUUAAUGCCAAGACCACAAUCACCACUACCAGCACUUUGACCGUCACCUCCACUGUUGUUACCACCGGCGUCGUGGAGUCGACAACUGGCCCGGUCACCUCAAAUACCGGCACCCCAGACAACAAUGGGUCGCAUGCCGCCGACAGCUCUGGCCUGUCCACCGGCGCCAAGGCUGGUAUCGGUGUCGGCGUUGGAGUCGGUGGCCUUCUUCUCAUUGGAGCCGCCAUCUUGCUGCUUCUCAGGCGUCGUCGCAACCGCAGCCCUAGCCCUGAUCACGACGAUCUAGUCGGUGCUUCUGAAGUUCCGAUAGGCGGCGGCGGUGGUGGAGGCGGUAAUCACCAGCAACCCAUGUCUUCACACACCGCUUCUGCUGCUGCUUUCCUUGCCCCCGGACGUACCCCAGUCAAGGCCCCCGAGGGCUACCGUGGUACCGCUCUGGGCGAUGGACGUGCUGGAUAUGCCAAACCAGAGCCGUACGGUUCAGCCUACAACACUCCCAGCCCGACCACCACAGCGGCAAACACCGUUAGCCCUGUUUCAUUCCCCUCGGCCCAACUUGCUCCUGCUCAACUCGCUCCUGCUCAUGCUGAUGCAGCAGAGCUAGGCAAUGACAACCUCAACGCCAACAAGUGGCAUGACUCCAAUGCUGCUGAAAUCGAUGGCAACGCUGUUAUGGGCCACCAGAGCGGGCCUGUGUACGAAAUGCCCACGCAGACCUACCACUAGAGGAGAUAC
Molecule: messenger RNA, 751 nt
Organism: Trichoderma atroviride IMI 206040
Lineage: Eukaryota; Fungi; Ascomycota; Sordariomycetes; Hypocreales; Hypocreaceae
Source: RefSeq, a predicted model, not a curated record